GAAGCGGGAGCCAAUAGGGAAGCGUUUCGUGUAGGUCUUCUCCUGAGGUGGCGGCGCCAGUAGCGGCCGCUGGCCAGUGGGGAGCGGGCUGAGAGGGGUCGCGGCGGCGGCGGCGGCGGCAGGCGGAGCGUUAGGUCGGUGUGCAACCGGCAGUGGGGCGCCCGCCGGCUAGGGGAGGCCGUGGAGACCUAGGCGAACGGCCGGGCCGAGCAGCUGUGCGGAGACGGUCGUCAGUCUCCCGGCGCCUCUGCUCUGUUGAGCAGCAGCAGUCGGAGGGAUAUUAAAAAUGGCUACUCCCCAGUCAGUUUUCGUCUUUGCAAUCUGCAUUUUAAUGAUAACGGAAUUAAUUUUGGCCUCCAAAAGUUACUAUGAUAUCUUAGGUGUGCCAAAAUCAGCAUCAGAGCGCCAAAUCAAGAAAGCUUUUCACAAGUUGGCCAUGAAGUACCAUCCUGACAAAAAUAAGAGCCCUGAUGCUGAAGCAAAAUUCAGAGAGAUUGCAGAAGCAUAUGAAACACUCUCAGAUGCUAACAGGCGAAAAGAGUAUGAUACACUUGGACACAGUGCUUUUACUAAUGGUAAAGGACAAAGAGCUAACGGAAGCCCUUUUGAGCAAUCAUUUAACUUUAAUUUUGAUGAUUUAUUUAAAGACUUUGGAUUUUUUGGUCAAAACCAAAACACUCGGUCCAAGAAGCCUUUUGAAAAUCACUUCCAGACACGCCAGGAUGGUUCCAGUAGACAAAGACAUCAUUUCCAGGAGUUUUCUUUUGGAGGUGGACUGUUUGAUGACAUGUUUGAAGAUAUGGAGAAAAUGUUUUCUUUUAGUGGUUUUGACACCACCAAUCGGCACACAGUACAGACUGAAAAUAGAUUCCAUGGAUCUAGCAAGCACUGCAGGACUGUCACACAGCGAAGAGGAAAUAUGGUUACUACAUACACUGACUGUUCAGGACAGUAGUUCACUGUUUGUCCUCACUAAAUCCAACUAGUUGACUCUUCUUCAAUAUCUUUGAUGCAAAACAGUUUUCUGUGAAC
Molecule: messenger RNA, 1032 nt
Organism: Panthera uncia (snow leopard)
Lineage: Eukaryota; Metazoa; Chordata; Mammalia; Carnivora; Felidae
Product: dnaJ homolog subfamily B member 9
Exons: 3
Coding region: 287-955 (222 amino acids)
Cellular component (GO): endoplasmic reticulum
Molecular function (GO): protein-folding chaperone binding; misfolded protein binding
Source: RefSeq, a predicted model, not a curated record